UCCGGCACGACGGUGAAUCAUGAUGAACCAGAAGCAGAUCCCAUGCUCCUCGGAAACCACUUCCUUCGGGUCACCCGGAAGAUACCGCCGUGCGUCUUUUCUUCGGUCUGUCAUCUCCACCACCAUCAUCCUGAGGUUGCAGGUCGUCUUUAUACAAAAGAAUGAGGCUGUACUUGCUGUUAGCGGUCGUCACCCUGCUUUCUUUUGCCCCGGGGGCAGUUCAAGGUGCCGACAAGAAAAAAUUGCAGAUUGGGAUUAAGAAGAGAGUGGACAACUGCCCUAUAAAAUCCCGGAAGGGAGACGUACUGAACAUGCACUACACUGGAAAGCUUGAGGAUGGGACAGAAUUUGACAGCAGCUUACCCAGAAAUCAACCAUUCACUUUCACUCUGGGGACUGGACAGGUCAUCAAAGGAUGGGACCAAGGCCUUUUGGGAAUGUGCGAAGGAGAGAAACGGAAGCUGGUCAUUCCUUCAGAGCUGGGCUAUGGAGACAGGGGAGCACCCCCAAAAAUUCCAGGGGGCGCUACACUCAUUUUUGAAGUGGAAUUAUUAAGCAUCGAAAGAAGAUCUGAUUUGUAAGGAGCCUGUUUACCAUCUGAAGAUGCCAUACACUCAGUACUUAACCCAAAAACAUCUUCGCUCAUCUGGACCGGGCUUCUGUUGCUGCUGGUGAAAGUGCAGUACUUUACCCCAUGAGAGGUUUAUGGUCUCGAUUUAAGUUCGCGAUCACAAACAUGAACAGAACUUGAAGGUUUUUGAUUGGUUUUUUGAAGACUUUUGAUUUAAAAGGCACUUUGUUCCCAAAAUGUCUGCAGGAUUCUGGAUCUUUAGAAGGAAGGCAUCUCCCAGAAUUCUAAAAUUCAAACAUUUAAUUUAGAACUUGGAUUGAUAUUCACUGUACUCAUUUGCAAAAUAAUUUUACCAAUGUAUUUUUCUUAUCAAAAGUCAUUUCAGGUUCUUUGACUCAGGGGGGUUGAACUGAAUUUAAUAAUAAAAAAAAACGAGAAAUG
Paramormyrops kingsleyae is the source of this 1012-nucleotide messenger RNA. It is a transcript of the gene fkbp2, whose product is annotated as FKBP prolyl isomerase 2. Gene Ontology annotation, cellular component: endoplasmic reticulum. Lineage: Eukaryota; Metazoa; Chordata; Actinopteri; Osteoglossiformes; Mormyridae. The record is from RefSeq and is a predicted model, not a curated record. Gene Ontology annotation, molecular function: peptidyl-prolyl cis-trans isomerase activity. Gene Ontology annotation, biological process: protein peptidyl-prolyl isomerization.